AUGGCGGGGUGCCUUGCCCGGGCCGCAGCGCCCAUGGCCGACCCUCUCCUUGCAGUGACCUCGCAGACGGCCACUGGUGCCCAGCGCCGAGAGGAGCCGCUCCGUGGGCAUGGGCAGAAGGACAGAGCCUCUCCAGACCCACAGCACUCCUUGCUGGAGGCACUCUCCUUCCUCAGCAGCGAUGACUGGGAGCUGAAGGAGAAGGGACUCUACAACAUCAAACACCUGGCUGGGUCCCAUUCAGAGGUCCUGCUGUGUAGACUUCAUGACGUUUGCUUGGCAGUUACCAGCGAGGUGGCCAACCUCCGUUCCAAGGUGUCCUACUCUGCAAUUGUCACUCUGGGAGAGCUCUUUGUGACCUUGAAGAAGAACAUGGACUCUGAGGUGGAUGAGGUUGCUCGGGUCCUUCUGCAGAUGGUGUCCAACUCCCCAGAAUUUGUUCAGAAAGCAGCCAGUCAGACCCUGGGGAUCAUGGUGGAGAAUGUGACUCCUGCACGAGCAAUGACUGCUCUCAUGGACAUGGGAGUCAAGAGCUGCCACGCCCAGGUGCGGAAGUGUGGGGCCGAGCUCCUCCUGUCCCUGAUGGAGAGAAUUGGAGUCACAAAGCUGGCAGGCACAGCCAGGGCUGAGAGGCUGGCACACGUGGCAGGGAAGCUUGCUCAGGACUGUCACCAGGACACAAGGUAAUGAUCUUCAUUUCACCUCCUAAAACAG
Molecule: messenger RNA, 714 nt
Organism: Passer domesticus (house sparrow)
Lineage: Eukaryota; Metazoa; Chordata; Aves; Passeriformes; Passeridae
Product: TOG array regulator of axonemal microtubules protein 2-like
Exons: 4
Coding region: 1-687 (228 amino acids)
Biological process (GO): microtubule cytoskeleton organization
Cellular component (GO): cilium; cytoplasmic microtubule
Molecular function (GO): microtubule binding
Source: RefSeq, a predicted model, not a curated record